Molecule: messenger RNA, 1155 nt
Organism: Meloidogyne enterolobii
Lineage: Eukaryota; Metazoa; Nematoda; Chromadorea; Rhabditida; Meloidogynidae
Source: the annotation of a GenBank genome assembly
UUUUUUCAAAAUAUGGUGCUAACAACCUUAACUUCUGCUGCAUUACCAAACAAAAAUAUAAACAAUAGCAAUACCCAACAAAAUCCAACAACGUCCUCCUUAAUUUCUACUUUCUCCUUAACAUCAGCCAUAACGGCAAGCGAUGAGCCUUCGACUAGUGCCGGUAGUCCUCAACACAAUAGACUUCAACAACAAAAAUCGAAAAGGCCCCCUCUUUUUAUCAUACCAGAUGGACAGGAGACAGCAUUGCUUACACAUCAUUACCAAAUUUGUGAUAUUAUUGAAAAAGGCCCAAUUUAUACUGUUUAUCGAGCGGUGCAUAAGGCUACAGGGAGGAAUUGCUCUAUUAAAAGCCUUAAUCUACAACGUUUUUCUGCUAUUUCCGGUCUUUCCAGUGAAGAUGCAGAAAAGGAGGUGGAAAUUUGUACAGCACUAACACACCCUCAUUUUGUCCAGCUUGUCGAUGUUAUUUCCGGUUGUAAUGCUCUACACAUGGUUUUUGAAUGGGUAGACGGGCAGGACAUUUGUUUUGAAAUUACCCGGAGGGCCGCUGCCGGAUUUAUUUACAGUGAGGCUGUUGCUGCUCAUUACACUCGUCAACUUGUUCAAGCAGUUCAAUAUAUGCACUCACAGAAUAUUUUGCACAGGGAUAUUAGGCCACACAAUUUAUUGCUUGAAAACAAUGAAAACAACGCGCCUUUAAAGAUACAUGGACUUGGGGUAGCUUUCAGGUUGAGUGAUGAGAAUAAUAAAUGCCCUCCUGGCCGAUUUGGCAUCCCCCAAUUUAUGGCACCCGAAAUCAUUGCCGGUCAGCCUUAUGGACAGUCAGCAGAUAUGUGGAGUGUUGGCGUCGUUCUGUACAUUUUACUUUGCGGAAAAGUGCCUUUUAUUGGAAAACCUGUAGAAGUUACAAGACAGAUUCGUGCUGGAGAAUUUUCGUUUUCUGGCUCAUCUUGGGCUUUGAUUAGCGAACCUGCCAAAGAUUUGUUGCGAAAGUUGUUAAGGGUGGAUGAGCGUGAAAGGUUAACUCCUUCAGAAUGCCUAAGCCACGACUGGCUUGCAAGGAAACAAGUUCCAUUGCGUGUCCAUUUGAUUGAGACAAUUGAAAAUGUUCGCCGAUACAAUCAAAGGCGGCGACUUAAAGUGAUUAAUUAA